Molecule: messenger RNA, 2237 nt
Organism: Lampris incognitus (smalleye Pacific opah)
Lineage: Eukaryota; Metazoa; Chordata; Actinopteri; Lampriformes; Lampridae
Product: E3 ubiquitin-protein ligase TRIM39
Exons: 11
Coding region: 61-1470 (469 amino acids)
Molecular function (GO): protein binding
Source: RefSeq, a predicted model, not a curated record
GCGGACCGCAGACGGGCCCUCCCUUCAAGUCUUUGAAACGAAAGACAAGGUUUCUGCUGGAUGCCAGUAUACGUACUAAUAAAACAGACCGGAGUAAUGGUGCCAUCUUUUGAAAUGAAGGGCAUUCUGAAGAGUAAAUUCAAGGUAUCCUCACAAUCAAAGGCGGAGAGCGCCACACAGAGCAGCUCCAUUGGCGCCGUGCGCUGGACUCUCCCUGAAGAGAGUUGCCAGGCCCACAGCUCAGCACCCAUUAGACCCGUCAAGAACAGCAACCCCUCCUCACACUCACAGCAACACCCUCGUCAGAGCAGCCUGAAGGACCUGCGCAGCCUGCAGGAGUGUGUCCAGUUCAUCAACCACUGGAUGGAACAGGUGGACCAAGUCUGCAAGAAGGGCAAAGACGACCCAGGCUCCAGUAAAAAAGAAGCCGAGAGUUCAGACCACCGCACCGAACGCAGUCUGGAGCAGAGCCAGAAACUCAUCCUGGAAUGGGCGAGCGAGCUCAACCACGUUGAUGAGUUACUGAAAGCGAGCUCCUGGGUGACACAGGAAGAGGAGAAGGAGGACGAUGAGAAAGAUGCCAAAGAAGAAAGGCAAAUGAGGGUGAUGGAGUGGGCCAAGGAGCUGCAUACAGCCACUGAGAGCUGUGGUGUGCAGAGUGAAGAGUUGGGUCAGAUGCUUCGUCUGCUCGGUCGGAGGAAGAAGAGGCUGGGGAAACUUCUGCCUCUGCUGGAGUUCAUCACCUGGUCUCUGCUAAAGGAGGACAACCUGAAAACGGUUCCACGGCUGUGGUUGCUGGCGAAACAACGCACCUGGAAAGCUGGGGUUCCUCGAUACAUCCCAAACUCAGUGUGGAGUUGGAUCUGCAGCGCAUCUGCUGAUGUAACGCUGGACCCGGCCACCAACCACCCGUGGCUGCAGCUGUCCAACGACCAUCGUAAGGUCCAGGAAGGCCUCACCAAGUCCAAUCUCCCUUACAGCCAGCAGCGCUUCGACAAAUGGCCCUGCGUCCUCGGCUGGGAGGGCUACAGCUGCGGUCGACACUACUGGGAGGUGAACAUAGCCAACAACGGCUACUGGCGUGUGGGGCUUACCACCGCCAACGCCAAACGCCAUGGCCGCUUCCCCAUGACCCCGCAGCAGGGCAUCUGGGCCCUGUGGCGCAGCACGCACAAUUUUUUCGCCUGCACCAAGCCAGAGAUGCUGCUGCCUUUGGGCUUGGUGCCACAGCGCAUGGGUAUCUAUUUGGAUUACGAGGAGGGUCAGAUCUCCUUCUACAACGCAGAGUCCAAGUCCCACAUCUUCACCUUCACCGGCACCUUCAAAGAAAAGCUGUACCCGAUGUUUGCCCCGCUGGACGGACGCACCCUCAUGACCAUCAUCCCGCCCCACAAGAUCUCCUUUGGAGCCUGGGACUCCACUGCCGACACAGGUGCUGAUAUUCGAAAGUUGACCUUCGGAGGAUUUUGAAUUUUGGAUUCAAGGAAAUUAUUUAUUAUUUAUUCUCACGUAAAUGGGCAGAAAUGUUCUGACAUUGUCAUUUGAACCAAUGCAUCCCUUCACUUGAAAUGGCACUUUAAAAAUAUGCUUUCAACACAAAAACAGGCCAGGUUUCACAAAGAUAAUAUUAUAAAUAUUUCUGUUGCAAAUUAUUGCUGUGAUAGAGUCUGAAAUUAAGAUUAAGAUUAGACCGGUCAAAUGGGUUGACCAAAAGAGCAUAGCAAUACAGUACCUACAGCAGAAUACGUAGGUAAUGUCAUUGUUACGGCAAAAAUGCACCCUAGCUAGUGGUCACGGCAUCCACGGGUCCAGCCACUCAAAGUCCGUUGAAAAGUUGGAAGAACAACUUUUAUUCCACAGGUGCCGCCAAACUGAAAACAAAUGCACUCUCUUAAACUGACAGUAGACAAUUACCACACAAUGGAUGAAAUAGCUUACUGUACACAUAGAUAUUGAACUUGAAGUCAACUUUAAUGAAAAACUUAUUUAUUCAUUAUGAUUAGUUUACUUUUAAUUUUCUAAAAUUCAAAAGUUAUAACUCACAUGUAUAUCCUCUAGGCAUGGUAUAAGAAAACUGAGAAAAAUAACCUACUCCUUCCCUCACACAGUCAUUUUUGCUGAAUUUGUACAUUAUAUACAAGGAUAUGGAAGUAAUGAUCUAUGUAAAUGUAUUUGUCUGUAUUUAUUCAGUUUGUAAUUCACUUUAAUGAUUUGCAUUAUAAUAAAAUGUCACUGUA